This is a messenger RNA of Danio rerio (zebrafish), 3488 nucleotides long. The record is from RefSeq and is a predicted model, not a curated record. NCBI's taxonomy places the organism in Eukaryota, Metazoa, Chordata, Actinopteri, Cypriniformes, Danionidae.
GCAGAGACUGACGUAAGUGUAUUAGGUCAGAAUUAGCUUUACUGCAAAAUUGUAUUGCUCAAAAUUGUUUGACAUAAAAUUAUACAACUCAAAGAUUACAUGUAUAGCAAACCUCACAAUUAGAAAACAUUACUCAACAUGGUAGUGCUGAGUUCUGCUGUCAGCAGACUGGGGAGCAAAACAGAGACUCUUUAGUGAAGGAUACACUGAGUCCAGUGAACACCAUGAGCACAAGACCAAGUCCUCAACCACGGAGUCUAAAACUGAUUCAUCAAGGUCCCCCAGCAAGAUACCGUCUACAAACAGAGAGGAAAUUGCUUGAUGAAAAUGAAAAAGUCAGGAAAUGGACCUUUGGCACAAGAGAUGCCAGUAAACCACACAAAAUCUUUCUGCUGGUGGGAGAGACUGGCGUUGGUAAGACCACCAUCAUCAACACCAUGGUCAACUACCUAAUGGGAGUGAAGUUUGAGGAAGAAACUUGGUAUGAAAUCACAGAAGAAGCAGUCAGAGAUCAGUCAGAAUCCCAAACCUCUGAAAUCACCAUGUAUGAGGUCUUUCCUGUCAAGAGCUCCAUUUCUCUCACCAUCAUUGAUACUCCAGGUUACGGAGACACUAGAGGACUGGAGAAAGAUCUGGAAGUUGCAGAGAAUUUAUCUGCUCUGUUUCAGAACAACGAUGGGGUUCGAGAAGUCGAUGCUGUGUGUUUUGUGAUUCAAGCAUCUAAGAAUCGUCUCUCAGACAGACAACACUACAUUAUCAGCUCAAUUCUGUCUCUGUUUGGGAAAGACAUUGUGAACAACAUCGUGUUUUUAAUCACACACUCUGAUGGUCUUCCUCCUAAAAAUGUCCUCAGUGCCAUUAAUAAAGCUAAAAUCCCCUGCAGACGAGACAGAAGUGGCCAACCUGUUCAUUUCCAAUUUAACAAUCGUCAAGCUGAACCUCGACAAACUAAAGAACGUUACAUUCGUGCUCAAAGAGAUGCUUGGGAAGACAGUAUGAAUGAAAUGAAAGGAUUCUUUCAAUCUCUGACUGCAAGGAACAGAAGAAGUUUAGAGUUGACUUCAGAUGUCCUGAUUGAGCGCAUUCAGUUUGAAGCCUCCAUCAGCAACUUACAACUGAGAAUCCAAGAGAAAGAGCUGAAAAAGGCAGAGAAACUUCAGAUUCAGGAGGCAAUGAAACUAAACAAGGGAAAGAUUGAAGAAUGUAAAAACUUCAACAUUAAAUUUGAAAGAAGUGUCAAAAAGAAGGUGCCUAUUGAGAAUGCAUCAUGGAAGAACAGAAAGGCGACGACCUGCACGGUCUGUGAGGAGAACUGCCAUGAGUUUGAUUGCUGGUGGGUUUCCAGUCCCAAGAAAUGUGAAGUCAUGAGAAAUGACUACUGCACAGUGUGCACAGGGAAGUGCCACUACAGCAAACACGUCAAAGAGAACAAGAAAUACGUCUGCACCACGUCAAGCUACAUGAUGGAGUUUGAUUUGAUAAAAAAAGAAUAUGAAAACACUCAAACACAAACCAAGACAUAUUUAGUUUUAAUGGAAGAUCUUGAAGAAGAGCUGAAGGAGAUUGAUGAACAAAAAGCAGAUCUUAUUGUCAGUGCCUACCACAACAUCAAGCAUCUGUCUCAGAUCGCUCUAAAACCAGACUCUGCCUUCACCCUCCAGCAUCUGGACUUCUUCAUCCCCAGAGUGAGGGAGGCUGGGAAAGCAGAAUGGGUUCGAGAACUGGAGGAGAUGAGGAGAAUGGCAGUGGCUGAUGAAGCUAAUAAAGAUGCUUUAAGUUACCUGAAAGCUGGAAUGGCUAAACUCUUCCUUGGUGAAAAAUGACUGAAUCCAGCACAGUGAACACUGACUGCAGAGAACUGCUGCUACUGUAAGAAGUACAGACAGCAGUUACCCACAGUAAUGAUACAGACACUGUGACUGGUCCAUCAUCAGUUAAGUGUCAUCGACCCCACUAUCCUGAUCAAGCUGACUCGAGACUAAUGGGUAACUGGUCACAAGAACACUUUUCUUGGCCUCUGGAAAUUGGGUUUUCAAAAUUCAAGAACCAAAAUCUCUCAGCAUUUUUAAUCACCAAACAUUAAAGUUCAUAAGAUCAUCUUGAAAACGAUGAUAGCAGACUUUUAAUGAAAGUACUUUAAUUGCUCUUGUAUAAAUCCCCCUGAAUCCUGUAUAUGUUAACAAUGCAUUAAUCAUACGUAACCAUUAUGCUUUGACUUAUCACAAAUGUACCAUUAUGUGUGUUAUUUGAGAAGAAUGAUGGAAACCCUUUCCCUUUCUUUCUUUUAUUUCUAGAUAUGUAAAAUGUAUCAUGUUCUGGUUAUAAGUGUAUGCAUAAUACUAUAUUUCUAAGCACCAUGGCUCAUGUGAGUGAGUCGCAUCAAAGCUGCAUGUGCUGACUUGGGACUGUCACACAGCUCCACGGACAAUGCCUUAUUGAGCCAUCUAUAUUAGGGGCCGGAAACUUUGAUGGUGAAAACCCAUCACCCCAAAACUUCCUGGUCUAGUUCAGUCUCAGGACAGUCAAGCAGAGCCAGAGUGAAGCAAGCAGCAGCAGCAGCUGUUGAGGAGUUGAGUUGCUUUGCUUUCAGGACAAUUCUUCACCAGGUCCUGUCCAGGUGGACUCGGAUCAAGAUGGGAUGGGUCCAGCCUCAAACUUCCCCACCUUCCGUUUAUACUUCUUUAUUUUCUUUCCGUUGAGUCUAGUUAAGUUGCGUCGCAAAACCAGUUGACAUGACUGCUGUUUGGCCAUCUCCAAUUUGAACUACCGGCCUUUACUUUAUCAGCAGCCUGAGAUACAUCACUUCAACUGCAAGCCAACAUCUGGUGUCCUUGACUCUUUAUGGUUCUGGUUUUAAAAUCUAGGCUUUAGUAAAGAACCUUGUCGUUUUCAAUGUAAACCUGUCUUUUGAUUUUUUUGUCCAAAACACCAUCUCAGAAAUACUGCAAGGUGGUGGCCAUAUGUUAAACUUUACAGUUGCAGAAAAAAUGAUAAAUUCCUUUGUCAUCUCACGGUAGGACUAUUGUAAUGCUGUUUUGUCUGGUGUUUCUAAUUCUACUCUUAUUAAGCUCUGCUGCCCGAAUUUGAACAGGCACAAGGAUUGGAUGUCACUAGUAUUGGAAUCCCUGCAUUGGCUUUAGGGUAAAUUUUAAAAUAAUGAUGCUCACUUUUAAAGCUUUACAUGGCCUGGCACCACAUUACAUUACUGAAGCAUUACAUCCAUACACUCCUAGCCAUAGAUUGCGUUUAUCUCAGUCAAACAUACUGGUAUUUCACACAAAUUUCAGAUCUAUGGGUAAUUUGGCUUUUUUCUUCUAUGGUCCUGUCCUCUGAAAUUCUCUGCCUUCUGAUCUUAGAGAAAUCUAGAAUUGUUACUUUUAAAGUUCACUUGAAAACAUUUUUUAAACUUUCUUGUACUUGUUGAUUUUGUAUUAUUUGAUUGUAUUGUUUACAGUGUUCAGCGCUUUGUGAAACUGCUGUUAAAUAAA